Messenger RNA from Trichomonas vaginalis G3, 1905 nucleotides. Its product is annotated as regulation of response to stimulus. The coding region runs from base 1 to 1905 and encodes 634 amino acids. NCBI's taxonomy places the organism in Eukaryota, Parabasalia, Trichomonadida, Trichomonadidae. The record is from RefSeq and is a predicted model, not a curated record. The transcript has a single exon.
AUGUACGGAAGCGCAUUCCAUUAUAAUACUGUAAUGAAAAGCAUAUCUGUUCACAUAUUAAAUCCAUAUAUGAUAUCAGAUGAAAGAGGAUUAUAUAGUUAUAACAAAACAAUUCUUUGGUACUGUUGCUCAGGAUAUACAGAUGUUUAUACGAUAAAAUCUGAGACAACUACAUUAGAAAUUGGCGCCUUUGUUCAUUACCAAGGUCCAGGAGUAAAUUUACCAAGUAAUUUACAAAUUAUUAAAUAUCUUUGUUUUGCUUAUUCAAAAAUUACUGAAAUAACAAUGCCAGACACUGUGAAAUCAUUAGAAGGCUCAGUAUUUUUGAAUUGCAAGCAACUCACUCAUGCAACAUUAUCUGAGAAUAUUUCAACAAUUUAUUCAUACACUUUCCAAUAUUCUGGAAUCCAAUCAAUGCAUAUUCCAAAUAAAGCAAAAAAUAUUUACAAAGGUGCAUUUAGCAGUUGUUUGAGUCUUGAAGAUUUCUGGCUUUCAUCUCCUUUGCCUAAAUUCGAUGGAGGUGUUUUCUCCUUGAGUCCGAACAUAAAAUUCAAGUCAGAUGAUGGCACAACACUUAACAUCAAUGAGGAGAACGUGGUGUUCAACAAAGACAAUACUUCUGUCGUUGGAUACUUUGGUUCUACUGAAGAUAUUAUCCAUUUACCAAAUACUGUUAAGAAAAUUGAAACAAGAGUUUUUAUAGAAAAAGAUAAUAUUAAAAAAGUUGUUUGUGAUAAUGGAUGCCAACUUGAAUCCAUUGGAGAAUACGCAUUUCAAAAUUGUAUAAAUUUACAAGUAUUUCCGACUUUUUCCUUUGUGAAACAAAUUGGAUCUUAUGCAUUCAAUGGCUGCGCUUUAAAGGUAGAUUUAGAUUUCUCAAGUCCUCUGACAUUAAUAGAUGACUUUGCAUUCGUAAACAAUCAAUAUUUAUCUAAGGUUUCUUUCGCAUCUUCUUCACUUUUAAGAAUAGGAAAAUCCGCAUUCAGAAAUUGCCCAAAUUUACAGAAUUUAACUUUUGGUGGUACAGCAGAGAUUAAUCUUUCGGAAUCAUGUUUCCAAUACUCCAGCAAUCUAGAGAAACUAACCAUCACCAAUAAAGUACAUUUAGCUUCUCUUUGUUUUAGUUCUUGCGGAUUAAAAAAUAUCACUUUUGAAAAUAAUUAUGUAAGUGAUAAAACAAUUCCAACUUUUUGUUUCAAAGGAUGUACGAACUUAAGUGAAAUCAUUCUUCCAAUAAACUGCGAGACAAUUGAAUUGGAGGCUUUCGCAGGAACUUCUCUAACACAUGUUGUUGUUCCAAACAAUAUUUUAGUUCUUUCAAGACAAUGCUUUAGAGAUUGCGUUUAUUUGAAGAAUAUUACGAUUUCAGAUGAUUCCAGAUUGACUAAAAUAGAAUACGCUGUAUUCCAAGGUUGUUCUUCUUUCAGUUACGUCAAUAGUUUCAACGCUCAAAACUUUUGCAGUGAUAAUGGAGCGAUUUAUACAAAUACUAGAAACAGAAUCAUUGUUUAUCCUCCAGCGAAUAAAAAUAAGUUUUUUGCUUUCUCAGAUCAAGUAAAAGAAAUUGAACAAAGCUCAUUUAUCGGAUGCACAAACUUGGAAGUAAUUUUGAUUCCUGAUAACAGUGUAGUUUCAAUCGGUGAAUCUGCUUUUAAAGAUUGCAUUAAUUUGAAACAAAUCAACAUUCCAAAAUCGGUGCAAUCAAUCGGCGCUGAUGCGUUUAGUGGCUGUGAUAACAUUAGAUGUGGUAUUAUUUUCGAAAAUAAAACAGCUGAGUUUAAAGAGAUGCUGAAGAAUAGCGGCCUUCCUGCUAUUGCUCUUUCAAUUUGCAGUGGUGUUACUUGCAAAGCUCAAAUUACAAGAACAUUUAACUAUUCACUGCUUUUUGUUUUUAUUUUAAUGUAA